AUGGGAUUUUUGCUGCAGGUUCACCUCAUCUGGGACUCUUUCUAAAACUAGUUAGAUGCAGAGUACAAAUAGCCAAAGAUGUGGACGUUUAUGAUUCAUUUUGAGCAAUGACGGGAAGUACGAGAUUUGACUUUGCGUCAAGUAGUCCAGAGGGAUCAGCUUUUGCAUCUACCUAUCCGAAUGGGCAGCGUGGGAGCUAUUCUGGAGCAAGUUUGGAUAGGUCUGGGAGCUUCCGUGAGAGCGUUGAGAAUCGGGCACGGACGUCUGGGUCUAGCACAUCAAGAGGGGGUACUAUAACAGUAGAAAUGCCACCAUUAUCACAGUCACUAACAUUGGAGCAGUUCUCGUUAGGUGAUCAGAAGUUUUCCUGCCAGGGGGAACUACGGAGAAUUGUGGGCAUUUCUCCUAGAAUCGCACCGGGAGAUCAUGCGGUUGGGGCUACCCUUUCUAAGCCUCUUCCUCCAGUAAUGUCUGAUGAACUCAGACGUUUGAAAGCAAACUUACAGGACACUUAUAUCAGGGCCAGGGAUAGAACAAAAAUGUUGAAUGAAUCCAUUGCCAAAUUGGAUAAGCACAGACAAACUGUUCUUUCAAAGAAGCGCCAGCGGAAUGAGGUAGCAUCAAGUGAAAGGUCGAGUGCGGCAAACUUGUCAAAGACAGGUCAGGUUCAUCAAAACUCUUCGGACCUUGUCCCUCAAAGAAUGGAUGACAGGACAAAGAAUGCUGUUCCAAAUAGGCGUGUUCGAACAUCAGUCGCAGAAGUAAGGUCUGAAGGGCGUAGUGCUGCAUUCUCAAGGCAAGGUGUGGGUGUGGACAAGGAUAGAGAUAUGCUCAGGGCUGGUAAUGGGGGUUCAGUGCAAGUGGAAGACAAGAUCAGGGGACUACCUGCUGGAGGGGAUGGUUGGGAUAAAAAAAUGAAAAGAAAACGCUCUGUAGGCACAGUGGGCACUAGAACCAUAGAUGGCGAUGUGGAGGUCAAACAAAGAAUGCAACCACGGCUUAAUAAUGAAUCUCUAUCACGAUCUUCUGAUGGUGAUCGAGACCUCAAACGGUUUAGAACAGGAUAUUCCAAUGGAAUUAUUGGAAAUACCAAGUCUGAUGGCAAUUCUCUACCGAAUAGUUCGAGUGCCCGAACAGCACCCAGGAAUGACCUCGACAAUUUGCCCCUUCCAAAUCGUGCUGUUGGAUUGGAUAAAGAAAGAGUUAACUCUAAGGGAAGCAAUAAGCUGAAUCUUCGAGAAGACAAUCAGGCAGGAAGUCCUGGUGCAGUGACAAAAGGAAAGGCUUCUAGAGCGCCUCGAACUGGGUCGGGUGUGCUUGUGGGUCCAUCUCCCAACUUCCCUCGGACAUCAGGGACUCUUGAUGGAUGGGAGCAGCCUCCAUGCUCGAACAAAUUCCAGCCUACGAGCACAGCAAACAAUCGGAAGCGUGCUGUUCCAACAGAAUCACCUUUACCUUCUGUAGCUGAAUGGGCCGGACAACGGCCCCCCAAGAAUUCUCGCACGAAGAGAAUGAAUAUAGUUUCCCCCGUCUCGAACCAUGAAGAGCCUCAGGUAUCGCCCGAAGGUUUUCCUGCUUCUGAUAUAGGUGCUAGAUCGACUUCCACUGAGACCAAUGGACCUGUACUUGCGAAGGGAGUGUCUAAUGAUUCACUGCAGUUCAAAACAAAACUUGAGAAUGUCCAAUCUCCAGCUGGAUUGUUGUCAGAAAGUGAAGAAUCAGGAGCCUGCGAAAAUAAGUCUAAGGUAAAAGGAAUAGAUAAUAGCGAGAUGGAGGAAGGGGCUGUGAAUGGCAAUGCUGUCCAAAAGGUAGCAGCUUUUGUGUUACCAAAGAAGAAUAAGAUUCCUAUCAAAGAUGAAAUUGGAGAUUCCGUGCGGAGACAAGGAAGAAGUGGAAGGGGCUCGACACCUUCAAGACCGUCCACACCGUUAACUGGAGAGAAGUUGGAAAACACAGCCCCCACAAAGCCACUCCGCGGCACAAAGCCUGGUCCUGAUAAGAUUGAAGGUAAGUCGGGUCGUCCUCCUACUAAAAAGUUUUCUGAUCGAAAGGCUUUUUGUCGUCCUGGCAAGGUUGUUAAUCCUGGUUCCUCAGAAUUCACUGGUGAAUCAGAUGAUGAUCACGAAGAGCUAUUGGCUGCUGCUAGUUCUGCUCGAAAUGCCAACCAUCAUGCCUGCUGUGGUUUUUUCUGGAAGAAAAUGGAACCGAUUUUUUCUUGUGCCACUUCAGAGGACAUGGCCUACUUGAAGCAACAGAUAAGUUUUGCUGAGGAGCUUGAUGGGAAUUUGUGUGACCUGUUUGAUGCUGAUCCAAGCCUUACGGUUGAAUGUGCAUGCAAACCAGUGGCUACAUCUCAAGCUCUUUCUUUUGGAGAAAGACAAGGUAGUCAACCAAAUGGAACUGGGCCGAAUUCAUAUGCUCGGAAUGUGAGUUCAAUGAACAGAUCAAGGGAUGUUGGUACUCUACAUGGAAGAUUAGAAACAGAAAGAUGGUUUGAGAAGAUUAUUCCUCUGUCCCAACGACUUCUUCAAGCUUUUAUUGUUGAAGAUGAAACCGAAGAAUUUUCUCUCAACGGUGAACGGAGAGAUGCAUGUUUCCAAUAUUCAAGUGAUGAUUCUCCAUGUGGGCCAUGUAACCAUAUUGAUAAUGAGGCCAUUGGAGACAGAAUGGAGUCAAAAAUCGACUCGGAAGCAGAUCUUGAGACUAGGAAGCAUCGUAACACAGACAAGUUUUCUUGCAAUGGGAGUGCCGCAUCCAACAAUUUCAUGAGUACCAACAGUUGCGAUGUAUAUAAUGAUGAAGUGUGGCAGGAAGAUGAUGCUUUGGGACAUUCGGAGGUCGGGCAAAAUAAUCUGAAUGGGCUGCAACCCACGCGGACAAAUUCUUCUGGCAUUUCAUCCUUUGAGUGUCAGUAUCAGCAGAUGUCUCUGGACGAGAGGAUCUUAGCAGAGUUGCACAGUAUCGGCCUCUCUCCAGAUAUGGUGCCUGAUCUAACAGAGGGAGAAGAUGAAGAUAUUGAUAAAGAUAUAUCAGAACUUCAGGAGGGGCUCUGCCAACAGGUGACGAGAAAGAAAGGUCAUUUGUGCGAAUUAGAGAAAACUGUUCGGAAUGGAAGGGAGAUGGAAGAAAGGGAACGUGAGAAAUUUGCCAUGAACAAACUUGUUGAGAUGGCUUACAAAAAGCACAUGGCAUGCCGUUCAAGUAACAAGGGAGGAGUCAGUAAAAUAUCAAAACAAGCUGCCUCAGCCUUUGUUUUCCGAACUCUUGCAAGAUGUCAGAAAUUUGAGGAUACAGGCAGAAGCUGCUUCAGUGAGCUUGCAUUGCGGGAUGUAGUUUUCUCUCCACCUCUAGACACCAGUGAUUCGAAAUUUGUUGACCGUAGCGGUGUUGGGGCCGAUGUAAAUUUGCACGGUGAGGAUCGUAACAGUCAGCCGCAGUUCAGGGCAUCAGCCGCAGUUGCUCUGUCUUCAGGUGCCAUUACCUGCACUGUUGAGAGACAUGCACUGAUCACUGAUAAGCCCGACGGGAUUCAAGAUCACUCUAACACAGUAGACCCAACAGCUAAACUUGAACUGAUGCCCAACAGGGUUAAGAAAAGGGAAAUUCUGCUCGAUAGUGUCGGUGUUUCUGUUUCAAGGGCAGCAUCGGCUCUCGUCAACCCUCUGUCAAAUGGAGCAAAGGGAAAGAGGAGCGAGAGAGAGAGAGACCAGGGUAAAGAUGCGUCGACAAGAAGUUCUGUCGCUAAAUCUGGCCGUCCAUCACUAGGCAACCUAAAGGGCGAACGCAAAACAAAGACAAAGCCGAAGCAAAAGACAGCUCAGCUACCGACUUCUGGUAAUGGUCUUCUUGGGAGGAGUACAGAUACAGCCAAUGCCGCAUCCCCAUAUGUGCAGGACCCAUUUGAAAUGGCGACGAAUGGUAGCAGUAAAGUAAAUGGAGAAGUGGGUCCUCAGGAUCCGUCGAUGGAAAUGGAGGAACCCCUCGACUUUUCGAAAUUGCAGCUUCCUGGAAUGGACAUGAUAGAAGAAUUAGGUGCACCUGAUGCCCUUGGCGCUCAAGGUCAGGAUUUUGGUUCUUGGUUUAACUUUGACGUAGACUUGCAGGACAAUGACCUAAUUGGCCUACCGAUCCCAAUGGAUGACCUGAGUACCAUCUAAGAACGGUCCACCCAAAUUCCUAUGCAUUAUUUGGAACCUCUGUAAAGGACUGAUAGCUGUUGGCAUUACAUAUCAAAUGCGGAUAUACCCACGAGUACUCAACCAUAGUCUUAAAUGCAAGUGAUCAAUGACUUGUACAUUACAAAACAGGCUAGCACGUCUGCAGUCUCGCUUUCCUUUUAAUCAUUUGACACAUUAUGGAAACAAAGUGUGGGUUUUUAUCUGUUGAAAUCUCGGUUUUUUCUCAUGUGACUUGGGGACUUUCAAGAAUCUUACCUGGGUCUGAUGGACUUCGAUAGCUGCAGCAAAGGCGACGUGGGUUUCUUUACUUUUUAUUGGCAAGACCGCUUUAGUUUGGCCGGUGUAAAUGGAAUGCCGGGGAAAAUCUGAAGGGGCCGUUUGUGUUUCAUUGAGGUCUUGAUGUGCCAAUUUUGGCUUGUUUCUACAAUGACAUUCAUGCGGAACGCGAUUGAGCUUUUUUUGGAAAUUUUCAAACGUAAUCAUGUGGGUUUGGCAAAGAAGGUUGGUUAUCUCUAGGGUUCCUCUCUACAAGAUGUCCUGGAGCUUGCAUCUGAAGUGGGGCCCACUUCUCCUUGUAACUCCCAUGGUGAGAAGAAUGACACUGGAGGUUCGGAAAAGAGGUCUUUUCUUUUAGCCCAACGGAGGUUUGGCGAGGAAGGGUCAUCCAAGCCGUACUUCAAUAUGGGAUAGCGGCUUGGACCAUGAGACCUGCAGGACGGUGAUUGGUUCGUCAUCCCUCAGUGAAAUUCCAUCAAAAUCAAUCUCCAGUUGCAUGCCUUGUGGGUGUAUUGGACAAUGUUGUCUGGUUACGAAAAAGCAUUGCCUAUUGUUGGAGAAAUAUGAAGGAGAUUGCUGCAAAAGAGGGUUUUGAGGGUUCUUCCUUUCGUGAGUUUGAGUAUGGCUCCAUUGAAUCAGUUUCCAUGAAACUUGUGACGUCGAUUCCCCAAGAUAUAUGUUGUUGUUGAAUCAGAAGAUUGAUCUUUAUGCAUGAUCUGUUCGAAAUGUGUAUGUUUAUUUUUGAAGAUUGGACCUUGAUCCGACUGCUGUUGCUUGGAAUGGGGUUGCAUGGGCUUCACCAGGGAAGAUUGUCGUGCUCAUGUACAGAAUGAAAAUGAAGUAGGGUCUCGAAAGGAGGAUUGACAGAAGAGAUGAGUUGAAUCUGAGAGUGGGGAUUGGAGUGUAAUUCUUCUAUGAGAGCAUGAUUUUGUAUCAUCUUGUUUUAUUUAUUCCUGAGCUUGUAUUCAUAUUUCCAUUGGGAGGAUUCUUUGUCCAUGCCCCUUUAAAUCCACUCUGUUGUUCAGCGGUCCGUGAUUAGAAUGUCAAAGCCCUGUUUGGUUGCCA
This is a messenger RNA of Magnolia sinica, 5519 nucleotides long. RefSeq lists its product as uncharacterized. The transcript is spliced from 16 exons. NCBI's taxonomy places the organism in Eukaryota, Viridiplantae, Streptophyta, Magnoliopsida, Magnoliales, Magnoliaceae. The record is from RefSeq and is a predicted model, not a curated record. The coding region runs from base 108 to 4157 and encodes 1349 amino acids.